Molecule: messenger RNA, 1566 nt
Organism: Corticium candelabrum
Lineage: Eukaryota; Metazoa; Porifera; Homoscleromorpha; Homosclerophorida; Plakinidae
Product: glycerol 3-phosphate dehydrogenase-like
Exons: 1
Coding region: 1-1251 (416 amino acids)
Molecular function (GO): oxidoreductase activity
Source: RefSeq, a predicted model, not a curated record
AUGUUUGAUGUGGCGGUGAUUGGUGGCGGUGUUGUAGGCUGUGCUAUUGCUCGGCAACUUGCCGUGCGUGGUUUUAAAGUCGUAAUCUUGGAAAAAGAAAAGGAACUGUUAUCGGGAGCGAGUUCGGGAAACAGUGGAAUUACGACCGUCGGAUUUGACGUUCCUCUUGGCUCCUUAGAACUGAAACUUAUCAAGAGAAGCAGAGAAAUAAAUUUGGAAUUUUAUAAAAAGCUCGGCAUUCCUCACAGAAAAGUAGGAGCUCUCAUGGUCGCCUGGAGUGAGGCCGAGCUGCGGCGACUCCCGGAUGUGGUCAAGCAUGCGGAGUCUACAGGGGUCACCAACCUAGUUACGUUGGGUCCGACGGAGCUGCUGCGGAUUGAGCCGAACCUUAAUCCGUCUCUCCUUGGUGGGAUACUGUUUCCCGAUGAAACAGUUGUUGAUGCUUGGUUGCUUCCGAUUGUUUAUGUUCGAGAUGCUUUGCAGUGUGGAGCUGUUGUCAAUAGGGAGGCAGAAGUAACGCGUGCUGAUUGGAGCAAUGAUUCUAAAUUCUGGAAAUUAUAUUUGGCGAAUGGAUCGCAAGUAGAGGCAUCGUGUGUUGUAAAUGCUGCAGGUUUAUAUGGAGACAAACUAGAGGAAUGUCGGAUUCCGGUUUCUGUUGCGCCCAAGUUUUAUAUAAAACCGAGAAAAGGUCAAUUUGUUGUGUUUGAAAAGUCGGACGAUCGUAUGUUAAAUCACAUAAUAAUGCCCGUACCCUCUAAGGCAGGCAGAGGUGUAUUAUUAUUUACAUCUGUCUAUGGCGACAUUGUUGUUGGACCUACAGCUGAGGAACAGUCUGCUAGAGACGUGAUGUCAGUGGAUGAAAUUACUCUAAAAAAGCUUGUUAAUCGAGCCGUUUUGAUACUGCCAUGUUUGAAGGGUUUAAAGAUAUCGUCUUUCUAUGCCGGUUUACGGCCAGGGUCUGAUAACGAAGACUAUGUUAUUCAUAGUGAUUCGAACUGUCCUUGGGUCACAGUUGCUGGUAUUCGAUCUACGGGUGUUUCUGCAUCUUUAGCUAUUGCCGAACACGUGGAGAAGAUGAUUGUUGAAUGUGGACUAAACGUUUUGUCUACUAAAGUGGAGAAUGAUUUACCUACUCGUCCACAUAUUGAGUUCGACAGUAAGCAAGAGGCAAUUCAACUGAAUGGUCAACUGUUUCGAGUGACCCAUCAUUUAUCAAAGUUGGGCAUCCCAAUGAAAUGCAGUAGAUUAUAAGAGUGCAGUUUUACCUUUCAUCUCUAUUAACUAACACUAGAGAUAACUUUAUGUAGCCAGAACUUCUGGGCAGGAUACUGUCAAACUUUCAGUUUGUUUUCUGUUUGAACUUUAGAGCCGAUUUGGUGUGCUAACACGAGAAAACAUCUAUUUUCUCUAGCUUCUAUUGCCUGAUUUAUGCAACACUGGAGGCUGUAAUUCGGAGUAGUUUGUGUAGUUUCUCAAACAUGCCAACAAAUAUCCACAAUUACACUUUGAAUGAACAUAAAAAAAUUCAAAUUUUGUGAUUAUAAAAGAAUGUGGACCAAUUCGUCA